Molecule: messenger RNA, 666 nt
Organism: Dentiscutata erythropus
Lineage: Eukaryota; Fungi; Glomeromycota; Glomeromycetes; Diversisporales; Gigasporaceae
Source: the annotation of a GenBank genome assembly
AUGGACACACCAGAGACACUUCAAUUUUAUUCUUCACCUUACGGAUAUCCUAAUAAUGCUUAUAUACAGCAAUCUUCUAGCUACUAUGCCCAACAACCUUAUCCAGCUUACCAUAACGGUGGUAAUACAGGUGGUUUCUGGAGCGCAUUUGGAACUGGAGGGUUUCCUGGCGAGCCACCCUUAUUAGACGAGCUUGGUAUUAAUUUCGAACAUAUAAAAUCAAAGAGUUUGGCAGUUCUAAAUCCGCUGAGAACAGUUGACAAAGAUAUAAUGGCCGAUACUGAUUUGGCUGGUCCACUUUUGUUUUGUUUAAUAUUUGGCACCGGAAAAAUUCAUUUUGGAUACAUUUAUGGAGUCGCCCUACUCGGAUGCUUUUCCAUUUACAUGAUAUUAAAUCUUAUGAGUGAAUCGGGAAUAGACGGGUACCGAACGGCUAGUGUGCUGGGCUAUUGUUUGUUGCCAAUGGUAUUAUUAAGCUGCGUUGGCGUUAUAGUACCUCUAAGUGGACCGAUUGGUCUUAUUGCAUCCGCUCUUGCAGUUGGUUGGUGUACAUAUUCUUCAUCCACAAUGUUCGUAACAGUACUACAAAUGUCAGAACAACGUAUUUUAGUAGCUUAUCCUGUGGGAAUGUUAUAUGUUUGCUUUGCUCUUAUGACAAUUUUUUAA